GGAAAGUGAGUGGUGUGAGUGAGUGACAUAUUGGUUCAUAUCCAAAAACUCCUAGAUUCCUUAUCUUUAUUGUCUAUUCACUGUAUUGUAGUUCCGUUUGUUGCAUGUCUUGGUGGAAUCCCGACCCCAACACUACGAGCCAUGAUGUCCAAGAUGGUAGAUCCAGAUGAACAAGGUGUUCUUUUUGCAGCGAUCGCUACGCUAGAGACAGUUUGUACGUUGUUAGGAGCACUUGUGUUCAACUCUAUCUACCCCCUCUUCCUUCACAUCGACAUGAAAGGAAUGGUGUUUGUUGUAAUGGCAUCGUUCAUGUGUAUAGCUUUUAUUCUACUAGAAGUUGUGAAGAGAAAGGACAGGAAACACAAGGCUGCGGAAGUGCAAGAGACCAAAGACUAGCAACACAGAUAUUCAUUAUCCCAAUAAGAUUACCUUAAGGCUUGUUUGGAUUCAUUUACCGGGAACGAAUAGAGUACAUGAUGAGAGCUUUUGAUUUGAUGAGUAUAAUCAGCUAAAACAAGUAAAUUAGUUAACUCAGUGGAAGUUCAUUUUGUAAUCUUACCUUAUUACUGAAAGGUAAUUCAUGAAUUGUGUCAAUAAGCUGGUACUUAUUUUCUGUGUAAACUUAUGUUGUCUUUUAUUGAUCGAAUAACGGUACUGUGUACCAUUUAAAGUUAAGAACCAUCACACGUUCCUUUCGUAAAGAUGAUUGCGCGCGUUAUCGAUUUAGGUUACCAAAACGUCGCGAGCUUUUGAAGAAACUGCUUAAUGAGUCGUUAUUUCGGAAUCGUGUGUGGAAACAGCGAGAGUGAUCCUACGAGGAGCCUCGGACUCUGUAUGUUUAUGAUUUUUUUGAUCGAAAUCAUUGCUAUUUUGUUAUCCAUUCAUUGUCAUUGUAUCAAAUUGAGAUCAAAAAACCUCUAUUCUAUUGCUAGUAUAAUGUUUAUUUUUUGACACAGGUUUGCAAUGAAAUCAUYGCUUAUAGCAUGACAAUAUUGAAUGGGUGACGAGUUCUCAAAAUUGUAAGAAAAAGUAGUUGAUUUUUAUGAAMAAUUAUAUAUAAUUGUUAUAAAAUCAAGAAAGAAGAGUAAUAAUUCACAAACGAGUUUCCUUCUUUUUGUCAAAAGGGACGGCAAGGACGCGCGCGCAUUAUUUAAUAUUUGAAGAAAUGUUAUCCAAACAGAAUAAACCAAUUUAACCAAUGAG
This is a messenger RNA of Exaiptasia diaphana, 1203 nucleotides long. RefSeq names its product proton-coupled folate transporter-like. Gene Ontology annotation, molecular function: transmembrane transporter activity. Gene Ontology annotation, cellular component: membrane. NCBI's taxonomy places the organism in Eukaryota, Metazoa, Cnidaria, Anthozoa, Actiniaria, Aiptasiidae. The transcript is spliced from 3 exons. Bases 142 to 396 code for a protein of 84 amino acids. The record is from RefSeq and is a predicted model, not a curated record. Gene Ontology annotation, biological process: transmembrane transport.